Tyto alba (common barn owl) is the source of this 2210-nucleotide messenger RNA. It is a transcript of the gene SLC18B1, whose product is annotated as solute carrier family 18 member B1. Lineage: Eukaryota; Metazoa; Chordata; Aves; Strigiformes; Tytonidae. Gene Ontology annotation, molecular function: transmembrane transporter activity. Gene Ontology annotation, biological process: transmembrane transport. The transcript has 14 exons. The record is from RefSeq and is a predicted model, not a curated record. The coding region runs from base 227 to 1492 and encodes 421 amino acids.
CCGCCGGGGCUGGCGCCGGCCCCGCUGCGCUGACAGCCCGCGGCCGCUGCCAGGCGGGGCGGCGGGGCAGGGCCGUCCCGUCCCGCACCGCGCCGCGCCGGCCAUUACGGGCGCGACGCUGCUUCCCCAUGGGCAGCCGGGCGGGGAGCGGGCAGCCCUCAGGAGAUGGCAUACCCGAAGCAGCCGGUGAGAGUCAGGAAGGCUUACCAGAGAACAGCUAUUUACAAUGGUUGCGACAGCUUCUAUAAACUUCAGUUCAAUGAUAUGCUACUCAAUCCUGGGACCCUUUUUCCCUUCAGAGGCAAUAAAAAAAGGUGCCAGUAACACGAUUGUUGGCCUGAUUUUUGGAUGUUUUGCUUUGGUCAACUUCUUGUCGUCUUUAAUCUUGGGAAAAUAUCUUACACAUAUUGGAGCAAGAUUCAUGUUUGUGGCAGGGAUGUUUGUUUCGGGAUGUGUGACCAUUCUGUUUGGAAUGCUGGACAAGGUGCCAAGUGGACCAAUGUUCAUUGGUUUCUGCUUUUUAGUAAGGGCAAUGGAUGCAGUUGGUUUUGCAGCAGCAAUGACAGCAUCAUUUUCAAUCCUUGCAAAGGCAUUUCCCAAUAAUAUAGCUACUGUCCUGGGCAGCCUUGAAAUUUUUACAGGACUCGGACUGGUGUUGGGCCCACCUUUAGGUGGCUUUUUAUAUCAAUCAUUUGAUUAUGAGGUCCCUUUCAUUACACUGGGAUGCAUAGUGUUGGUCUUGGUGCCGAUGAAUAUGUGUCUAUUACCAAAAUACGAUUCAAUCCCUAGCAAAGACUCCUUUUGGAAGCUUAUUCUUCUGCCGAAAGUCUUACUGCUUUGUCUUACUAUAUUUUCUCUAAGUGCAUGCUUGGGUUUUUUGGAUCCAACAAUGUCUCUCUUUAUCCUAAAGAAGUUCAGACUCCCAGCUGGUUAUGUGGGUUUGGUAUUCCUUGGGUUGGCACUCUCGUACUCCCUGUCUUCCCCCCUCCUUGGACUCCUAAGUGACAAGUUGCCAUACCUCAGGAAGUGGCUGCUGGUAUCUGGAGGCUUAAUGACAGCACUGUGCUUCUUCAUGUUAGGACCUGCUCCUGUACUGCACAUUGAAAGUCAGCUGUGGAUGUUUGUGCUAGUGCUGGUUUUGAUUGGCUUUUCCCUUGGCAUGUGUGCUAUCCCAGUGUUUCCAGAGAUACUGCACUGUGCAUAUGAGAAUGGAUUUGAAGAAGGUCUGAGUCUGCUGGGACUGGUGUCUGGGCUCUUCAAUGCCAUGUGGUCCCUUGGGGCUUUUGCAGGUCCAACUCUGGGAGGAUUUCUAAAUGAAAAACUGGGUUUUGAAUGGGCCUCAGCCAUCCAGGGAGGAUGGGCACUGUUAAGUGGUCUUGCAGCUGGAAUAUUCUAUAUCACUGAGGCAACAAGGAGAAGUUCCAUUUCCAGCCUGCAAACUCCUUCUGGUGACGAUGAAGAAAGAACUCAUCUGAUGGGCAGUGAAACAUAGCAAGACAUACUUUCAGUUCUCUGUUUACUAUUGUGGUUUAACCUAGUGUUGAGAUGAGUGGACUUAACAGUGUUUCAUUAUUCUGGAGCUGGGAUACCUGAUCCCUUAGUGAACAACCAGUUGUGGUUUAGUUGUAGCUGCAUUACUGUUUUGAAACACUAAACACUGACUGCCUUUCUUUUGGAAGUCCUCAUGUGGAUUGGCUGAAAUGAUGAAUAACCCUCAGAUGUCAGCCUGUUUAAUUGUGUCCCAUAUACAAGUGCACCACUGUAUGUGAAGAUGUGUGUUUUCAAAUGCUUGGUUUCUAUACUUGAGCCUGCUGUGCAUUAUUCUUGGUAAAGCGACUAUUUUGCUACCAUGAUUUUCUGUAUUUUUUUAAAGAAAGUUCAUUAUCUUGUAAUACUUUAAUUGAUAACAUAAAAUGCUGAAAAAGAAUUUGAAAUGACAAAGCAUUAGGCACAAUAUUGUUUUCAAUAAAGCAACUUUUUUUUCUAAGUUUUGUGAAUUUUCUUAGACUAGAAGAGUCUAAAAGGCUUUGUGUCUACCAGCACUUAUAUUAUCUUGAAGGUGCCUGAAAAUGGGAGGUAAAGGUAAUGAAGAGAAGACUUCGUAUCUCCACACAACUUACCUUCAGUCCUGGAAGAGACUUGGCAUCGCGUGUGUGUAUAUACGUACACAUACAAUGUAUGUUUGUAUAAUAUAUGAAGACUCAGCUUGG